AUGAAAAGGAAGGUAUCCACAUGGGUCAAUAACUCGCCCCAAAUAGAAAGCGAGCAGCUCACCUCCACUGCUGGAUUCAUACUGGCCAGCUCCUUCUGUAAGAAGACAGAUCACACCUCGCUAGUGAAGCAUGAGGUGAAGUCCUGCACCAAUAAUGAUGUCCAUGUUGAAAGGAAGUACUACACCUGCACUUACUGUCGAAAAACAUUUACUCAGCGGCAGUCGUUGAGGGAGCAUAAGCUAAUCCACACAGGGGAGAAGCCCUUCCAGUGCACCCAGUGUGACAAGUGUUUCAGACAACGAUCCUCUUUGUAUGUUCAUAAGAAAGUUCACAGAGGAGACAAGGCCUUUGAAUGUUUUGUCUGUUUUAAGAGGUUUUACAGAGCAGUUGACCUGAGGUCACAUUUGGGACUCCAUACUGGUGUGAGAGAGCACGUCUGCGCUGUCUGCUCUAAAGGCUUCGGGCGUCCCAGUGAUCUGAAACGACACAUGCGGAUACAUAAACCAGCAUUACCCGAAAUCGAAAAGAUUCCACCCAAGUGCCCUGACUGCGGCAAGACCUUCACCCGUCAGGCUCAGCUGGAAAUUCACCGGCGCGUUCAUACUGGAGAGAGGCCGUACAAGUGUAUUCAGUGUGGUGAAAGUUUCCGUUGGAGACAGAACUUAAAAAUUCAUCAGAAGAGCAGAUGUGAGAAGCUUUUUGACUGCUCAGAUUGUGACAAACGCUUCUCAACCUUUUCAGCUCUAGAAAAGCAUCAGCAUGUGAAUCAUUCAGUUCGACAUCAGUGCAGUGAGUGUGGGAAGAGCUUUAACCAAGCAAAGGAUCUGAUGGUGCAUCAGCGAGUUCACACUGGAGAAAAGCCCUACAAAUGCUCUCAGUGUGACAAAACCUUUCGUCAGCUCGGACACCUGAACGAGCACCAGCGGGUUCACUCUGGAGAAAAACCUUUCAAGUGCCCAGUGUGUGAGAAAUGCUUCCCUUACUCACAGAGCAUGAGGAAACAUCUGCGUGCUAUCCAUGGAGCAAAGUCUAGUAAAACUGUGGAAAACAAUGCACAAGAAGAACCUAAUACGAAGCCUUCCCCCUUUCAUGCUGUUCUUCAAUGGUCAGGACUCUCCCAGGACGACUACAGAGCAGCCCAGCACAUUAAAAGUGAAAAGAAUGUGGGAAAAAAUUCGAUAGCUUCUACCAGCUGAAGACUUGAGCUUCUCUCAAACUAAAGAUUCGGUUAAUGAAUCUGAUGAAGUUCCAUGAUGGUGUACAGUGGAUGGUGUACAGUAGAUGAUACAGCUUGACGUUGAAGAUUCUUAGUCCAUGUAGUCUCAGUACCAUAUAGUGGUAUUGCAAGACUUCUGCCGAAGAAAAAUACUGAGUAAAAUGAGUUACAUUAUUAAUCUUAAUGGAUCUUUUUAGUUGGGUUAAGUACAUGUUAACGCUUCUCAAAACGUUAUAGGACAUUUUAACAUUUACAGAAUUUGGCAGAAGAUUUUAUUCUAAGCAGUUUACGACUUAAUACUUAAAAGUCCAACAUUGGCAGCUUGGCAAUGGUGUGGCUUAAACCAACAACCCUCUGAUCAAUAGUCCGGUACCAUAACCGGUGAGGCAUCAUGUUAUGAGUAGAUUUAGUAGAGGUUACCAGUGUCUGCCUAUCUGUGUUUUUGUACUCAUUGCAAAGCUGUUGCUUCUUCAACUUAUUUAACUCCUUUAAUAGGUGGCAAUAUUACUGAAUAUUUAUAAUGAAGUAAACAAAAACAUGUUGGACUGAGUGAUUGUGUUCCCAAACAUCAUGUUGUAUGGUGUGAUUUUUCCCAAGGCUCAAUUCUGGGCCCUUUUAUAAUUAAACACGUAGGUGUUUUUGUUAGUUGGUGUAGUUAAUAGAUAUGACAUGUUGUUCAGUAAGUAUAUAGACUACACACUUUUUAUUCAUGUUUUAUCCUGGGUGCUUACAGGUCUAUCGGCUUAUGUACAUGUGGCUAAAGUAGGUCAACCACACUCCUAAUGAUAGAGUUCUGGUGUUUCAGCCACACCUGUUCCCAAAUGAUGUGUAAAAACUGAACGGUUUAGGGAGGGUCCUUUGUUGUUUCAGUGCACAAAGCAAGACUCACAAGAACACAUUGUUUGACUAGUUUGGUGUAAAGGAACUCCAGUGGACUGCACAGGUUUACACUUUUGGGAUGAAUUGGAAUGUCUGUUCAGAACCAGCUCUUCUUGUCCAACAUCGGUGAAUGUCCUCUCAAAUGAGCUUUUGACUGAAUGGGCACAGAUUCCCACAAACACUCCAGACAAGCAGAGACUGUUAUAGAUGGAACACUCCAUAAUAAUGCUCAUUGUUUACAUGGUCACGUGUCUGCAUAGUGUCAGCUAUAUAAUGUAUGUUUUUGUUAGUUGAUUUAGCUAAUAAAUAUGACAUGAUUCAUAAGUA
Trichomycterus rosablanca is the source of this 2423-nucleotide messenger RNA. RefSeq names its product zinc finger protein 501-like. Gene Ontology annotation, cellular component: nucleus. NCBI's taxonomy places the organism in Eukaryota, Metazoa, Chordata, Actinopteri, Siluriformes, Trichomycteridae. Gene Ontology annotation, biological process: regulation of transcription by RNA polymerase II. Gene Ontology annotation, molecular function: RNA polymerase II cis-regulatory region sequence-specific DNA binding; DNA-binding transcription factor activity, RNA polymerase II-specific. The coding region runs from base 1 to 1197 and encodes 398 amino acids. The record is from RefSeq and is a predicted model, not a curated record. The transcript has 7 exons.